AUGACUGAGGUCCUGCGAAGUAUUGGACAACAUGAACCGCGUCAAACCAACCAUGUGAACUCGCCAUUACGGCAAAGCGGACUCACUUCUACGGCUACACGUAAGAUCUCCUACGAUCAGACUCUUAUCCCUUCUUGGGAUAGGGUGCUUGACAUUGCGCGUAGUUACUUGGUCUAUUGCGACUGCCAACCUCUACCAUUAUUCCACCGCCAAACAUUUCUCAGGACGCUUGACGAACGGGAUCCUGAAAUUAUUUAUUCUAUCUUAGCUUUGGCCCUAAGAUACUUUUCGAAUCCUCCAUUAAACGACUUCGAUGAUAUCCCAACCGCAGCUGCUUCGUAUACGGAAGCCGCCAGAGGGCUUGUCACUAGACGGGUGCUGGGAGGUCCAGUGGAGAUCUCGACGCUUCAGAGCCUUUGCUUGCUGAGCAUUAUCGAGUUUACCAAUGGAAAUAUUCAUCAAGCAACAAUACACAGUGGUCUCGCUUUAGACCUUGCUAGAUGUGCCAACCUGGCGCUAGACCCUGUAUCAAUACAAGAUGAUGUCGCCAAAGAAGAACGCCGACGUUGCUUUUGGAGCAUUUGUCUGUUACGUCGACUUCACGGUGAAGAGGUUCACAUUCUCGAUUUCACCAGUCAAGACUGCCUUCCUAGGUAUCCCAAGAGCACAGGGGAAGCGCCUAACAUCGACGGCCUUGACCCGUCUGGUAUUGAAGCUCGAAUAGUACGCAGAAUGAAGGAUGAAGGAAUUGUCUCGUAUGUACUUUUACUUAGUGAGACAUUUUCUAGGACAGCUGCAUACGUCAAGCGUCGUGGGAAGCCAAAUAACUUCCCGCCUUGGUCUCCGGAAUCAGAGUACUCGAAAAUAAUAGCUCUUCAAAUGGACGGAGAGACCCGUAUGCCUUACACACAUCGCUUUAAGUAUGCUAAUCUUGAUGAACGGACCCUCGAGGAUCUCCAAUCGAACCGGGAUUACUGGGGACCAUGGUUUCUUAAUCAAUUCAUGUACCACACGAUUCUCUGUCUCCUUAAUCAUCCUCUUUUGCUAUCACUGGUUCUGCGGAAUCAUAAAAGUGUGAUUCCAGAAAUUUUCCUUCAACACUCAUCUGACAUGCUAGCCUCUCACACUACCUGGAUCCUCCACUUUGUGCGGUAUUUCGCGGAGAAGGGGUUUAAAGUGUCCGAUCCGUUUUUGGGGUAUUGUGUGGCCGUUGUUGCAACUAUUGAACUUCAGCUCAGUUUCACAGAAGACGCUGCUAUUCGGAAAAACAAGCAGGAGCGUUUCAAAACCUGUACAAAUUUUGUGCGUGACUUGGGGAAGGAGUGGCCUCAUAUGGCGAAGAUGGCAGAAAAGCUAGAAGCUCUUAACGGGGCAGUAGAAGCAUCAUACGUUCCCUAUGCCCAGGCGCAAAAUAAGACCCUUCUGAUUGAUUUAUCUCGAUUUUGGGAAAUACUUGAUUAUUCUUCAAGCGUCUCAGAUACAACAAACAGCCUUUUCGGACCCUCGCUUUACCUGGGGAGUACUACAAGAGUUCCUGAAGUAUCCAACACAUCCCCUCUUCCUCAACCCACGAGGAUUGGUUCAUCUCAUAGUACACCACGUCAAACACCUCGCAAUUCCAACUUCAUGGCCCAGAAUGUCAGCCAGAACAUGGAUACAGGGUUAUUAACAACCCCAGUGGAUCCUUACGACGAUCAAUUUUCUAUGCUUGCAGAAAACUUCUUUACGCAAGGGCAAGACUUUAUUCGUAACCCAGAAGACUGGUUUUCUACUGGAAAUUUAUAA
Messenger RNA from Talaromyces proteolyticus, 1785 nucleotides. RefSeq names its product putative C6 transcription factor. The record is from RefSeq and is a predicted model, not a curated record. The transcript has 4 exons. Gene Ontology annotation, cellular component: nucleus. The coding region runs from base 1 to 1785 and encodes 594 amino acids. Gene Ontology annotation, biological process: DNA-templated transcription. Gene Ontology annotation, molecular function: DNA binding; zinc ion binding. Lineage: Eukaryota; Fungi; Ascomycota; Eurotiomycetes; Eurotiales; Trichocomaceae.